UGAUCAGGGACUCGUCGGACCCUGGACACCAGCAGUUCCUGGUCGACGAGUUUGACCGGGCGCUGCAGUUCUCGGCCAAGCUCUGGUCACAGCGCUCCGUCGUGCAAUGCCUAGAUCUCCAGGCUCUGAGGGAGAGAGGGAGCGGUUCCUUUCCGCGCAUUAGCGACAGCUUGAUGGAUCUCCACCAGUCCCAGCGGCCAGAGCCAGCUCUUCUUGGCAAACCUCUGCUGAUGGUGCUCCAGCCAGCCAUUGUGGCUUGCGGCACUGAGGAAGGCCGAAAGUAUGACCAGGUCUCCAGGAUCUGGCUGAAGGCCCGUGUUUGGGUCGGCAGGGGCGGCUCCGCCUGAGAAUAGAAGAAAGGGAAUACUGAGAAACCAUGCCCGGAUGGAUAAGGCCCUGGAGUGUACUCAGGAAGUAGAUUGAUAACUUGCAUAAAGCGGUGCUCUAGUUUCCUAAUCAGUUCUACUACGAC
This is a messenger RNA of Cryphonectria parasitica EP155, 472 nucleotides long. RefSeq lists its product as uncharacterized. NCBI's taxonomy places the organism in Eukaryota, Fungi, Ascomycota, Sordariomycetes, Diaporthales, Cryphonectriaceae. The record is from RefSeq and is a predicted model, not a curated record. The transcript has a single exon. The coding region runs from base 174 to 347 and encodes 57 amino acids.